AUGCCGGAUAUCGAUCCCACCAUAACCGGGUUCACCAUUCGUGAUCUCCGAUUUCCAACAUCUCUUGACGCGAUAGGGACUGAUCCCAUGAACAGUGCUGGCGAGAACGCCCUUGGUUAUCUACAAUAUCACACCGACGCGGGUCUCAUCGGGACCGGAAGCUCUUUCAGCAACGGACAAGGAAAUGAAAUACUCUGUGUAGCUAUUCAAGCUCUAGCUCCCAGAUUCGUUGGUCAGAAGUUGUCAACCCUAACGGAAGACUUCCGCUCCACCCAUCGUGCCCUCCUAUCUGGUCAGAUCCGGUUCAUGUCACCCGAAAGAGGUGUGCUCCAAUUAGCCUGCAAUGCUGUUCUCAACGCACUCUGGGAUCUGUGGGCGAAAGCUGAAGGCAAGCCACUAUGGAAGCUGGUCUGCGAUAUGACACCAGAGCAGUUCGUCUCGGUCAUUGAUUUCCGAUAUUUGACCGACGUCAUCACUCCGGACGAAGCUCUUCGUAUGUUACAGGAGAAGCAAGCUACGAAGCAAGGAAGGAUGGAAGAAGCAUCGAGAAAUGAGGCGGUCCCGGGUUACAGUACAUCAAUUGGAUGGCUUGGUUUCUCGGAUGAGGAAGUAGCAUCUCGUCUUCGAGCUGCACUUGAUCAGGGAUUCAAACAUUUCAAGCUCAAAGUCGGAGUGGAUCUAGAAGGUGACUUGAAGAGAUUGAGUCUUGUUCGAAAGAUCGCUGGUGAUGACGCAGUGAUAAUGACUGACGUCAAUCAACUGUGGGACGUUGAUGAAGCAAUCGAGUACAUGCCGAAGCUGGCACGUUUCAACUUAUGGUUCAUCGAAGAACCUACUUCCCCGGAUGAUAUCCUCGGCCAUGCUAAGAUUAGAUCCGCGUUGAAGCCUUAUAAUAUCGGUGUAGCUACUGGUGAACACAUCAACAAUCGGGUCAUGUUCAAACAACUACUCGAAGCUCAAGCCAUCGAUGCGGUCCAGUUGGACGCGUUCCGACUCUCGGGUAUGAACGAAAUCUUGUCGGUCUUACUGCUCGCCGCCAAAUUUGGUGUGCCUGUUGUACCCCACUCAGGUGGAUGUGGUAUGACCGAAGCAUGUGCCCAUAUCUCAACGAUUGAUUAUGUGGUCGUGAGCGGGAAAAAGAGUAUCCUGGAAUAUACGGAUCACCUUCAUGACGUCUUUGUCAACCCCGCUGAGAUGACACCCAGUACCGCUCAUCACGUAUCUCCUACAGCUCCAGGUUACUCUAGCGACAUCAAAGAGGAGGUGUUCGAAGAAUUUGAAUAUCCUAGUGGUAGUUUCUGGCAGACGGAGAAAGGGAAAGCGAUGGUCGCAGAUAAAUGGAGGGGUGUUCCGGGCCGGCAGACCAGUUGA
Molecule: messenger RNA, 1371 nt
Organism: Kwoniella botswanensis
Lineage: Eukaryota; Fungi; Basidiomycota; Tremellomycetes; Tremellales; Cryptococcaceae
Exons: 8
Coding region: 1-1371 (456 amino acids)
Biological process (GO): amino acid catabolic process; carbohydrate catabolic process
Molecular function (GO): magnesium ion binding; hydro-lyase activity
Source: RefSeq, a predicted model, not a curated record